Besnoitia besnoiti is the source of this 1470-nucleotide messenger RNA. RefSeq lists its product as uncharacterized. The record is from RefSeq and is a predicted model, not a curated record. Gene Ontology annotation, molecular function: protein kinase activity; ATP binding. NCBI's taxonomy places the organism in Eukaryota, Apicomplexa, Conoidasida, Eucoccidiorida, Sarcocystidae. Gene Ontology annotation, biological process: protein phosphorylation. The transcript has a single exon. Bases 1 to 1470 code for a protein of 489 amino acids.
AUGGCACCGGCGUUUCUGAAGCGUCUGGUUGUAGAAGCCCAGAAAACUGGUUUGUGUCUUCCGGCGUUGCCAGGCUGGCAGAAACGCCACCGAAGAUGUCUAGCAUCAAGGCAGAGGAACAACAGAUCAAAAUCAGAAUCAUCAGGUGUCUCCAGAGAAGAUGCACGCGAGGAAACAACAGACGAUUCCUCAAGGAUAUUUGAUGAAGAGCAAGGCCGAGAGGAGCUGGCCGCUCUUGCUACGGAGGCAGAUGCGAGCGUGUUUGUUAUGUCAUACGCCAGCAGGCAAGUGGUAUGGUCACUCGAAUGCCAGCUUCCUCCCCAGUUUCUCUUCGAGUGCAAUACGUGGCGACCCAUUUGUCCAAGGCCGCCCCGUGUUUGGCUGCGCAGGGGAAACGCCAUUGGGCUGGGAACAAAGUCAGUCUUCCUUGAGGUGGGCCCCGCGGGCUCAAACGAUUGCCCUUUUGCCGCCAAAGUCUUUUUGAUAAGCAGCAACGUGAUCGACAUUGACCGGGCGUUCGCCGAUCCAGACUACGUAGAUCACGCACGCGCACUUGUAGACAAGGAGGUGCAUCGGAGGAUGAGGCAAGAAUUCAGCAUUAGGAGACUAACUACUCAGGACGACCCUCUCACGCUCCUGUCCGACCAGGGGCUGCUGGUCCCUCUCUGCUGGGGAAUCGUCACUGACCUACGAGAAGAUAUGAUUCGCGUUAGCCCGGAGAUGGUUGCGACCAAGUUUCUUGUUAUCUACCCACGUAUGGCUUGCGCUUUAGGUGAACUUCCUUUUGAUUUUCUUGGCAUGUCGGCAAAGCUGUUACUGACAAAACAGUGCGUGAACGUGAUCACAAAGUUUCAUGCAAAUGGAUGCGUCCACCGAGAUCUUUCCCUCGAUAGUUUUAUGCUGGACUUUGAGGGCCACGUUUACCUUCGCAGCAUUCGCCGAGCAGCUAGAUACACGGGAAAGCCGGAGGGACUGGUGGUGCCGGAGGACCCCCUUUACCUCGACCCGGACACCGCCAUCUCUUUGAUACGCCAACCGCAAGGGAGGCUUGUUUCCAUGUGGAGCCGGGAUUCGUGGGCGCUGGGAGUCAUAUUGUUUGUUGUGUGGUUCAACCGGCUCCCAUACAGUUUGCCAGAGUUCGCACAUGGGGACCCGGAAAGGAAAGUACGAUCUCUUGCCCUUUUACCAUUCAUUGAACGGCCUUUGGACGACGCGUUGGUGGUCUGCCGUUCCGCAAUACCUAAGGAAGUGAAGGAGCUUUUGGCAGGCUUGCUCCGUUUGCGUGGGCCGCAACGGCAAAGUCCGGAGGAUAUCUCGAGAACCAGCCCGCUUUUCCGCUACGUCCGAACAGGCUCUGACUCAGACCAUGGUCUCCCGCGAACCACUCCCGCGCGCUCAUCAUUCCCAGCGCUCGACCUGUUCCUUUUCCAAAGAGGCAGAGCAAAUGCUGUACCUCCCGGAUGCUGGUAA